Molecule: messenger RNA, 3578 nt
Organism: Physella acuta
Lineage: Eukaryota; Metazoa; Mollusca; Gastropoda; Physidae
Product: vesicle-associated membrane protein/synaptobrevin-binding protein
Biological process (GO): endoplasmic reticulum membrane organization
Cellular component (GO): plasma membrane; endoplasmic reticulum membrane
Molecular function (GO): FFAT motif binding
Source: RefSeq, a predicted model, not a curated record
AGGUCAUUCCAUAUUAGCUUCAAUGUUGUUUUCAGGCGGUACCGCACAGAAAAUUUACAAUUGAUUUUCUGAAGAAAUAUAAUCGAUGUGUAUAUUGUUUAAUGACAAAUUCAAAAAGACUGAAUGUAUUGCGCAUGCGCAAUUACACGAAGAGGUCGGAACUGAUGCUGAUAUCUGGCGAUCCCCUCAUAUUAAGUUCGUUUGUAUUUUUAUAAAAUACAAUGGCUAACAGAGAACAGGCUUUGCUCUUAGAACCAGCUGGAGAAUUACGUUUUAAGGGGCCUUUUACUGAUGUAGUGACAGCAGAUUUAAACUUAACCAACCCAACAGACAAAAGAAUAUGUUUCAAAGUAAAAACAACGGCUCCAAAGCGCUAUUGUGUGAGACCAAACAGUGGUAUUCUGGAACCUAAAAAAUCAAUUGUUGUUGCAGUAAUGCUGCAGCCCUUUGAUUAUGACCCAACUGAGAAAAACAAGCAUAAAUUUAUGGUUCAGUCAAUGUUUGCACCUGACAAUGUAGUUGAUAAUCACGAAGUAUUGUGGAAAGAUGCACCCCCUGAGAGCCUUAUGGAUACUAAACUAAAAUGUGUUUUUGAAUUACCUGAUGGGGUGCAACAGCAGACUAUGACCUCAGAAAGUAGUAAAACAGUUGAUACAGUUGCACAUUAUUCUGAGAGUACUUUAGAAGACACUGCAAGAAAAGCUGAGUCACCCAAGAGGACAGCUUCAUCCACAAGUAAUGAUGAAUUGAAAAAACUUCAGCAUGACUAUAAGAAAGCCCAAGCUGAAAUUCAGUCACUAAAAACUGAAAAUGAACAGUUAAAGAAUGAAGGCUUGCGUCUACGUAAAGUCGCUAUGUCAGAAUCUAUAAUGUCUACUCCUUCACAUCCUACUCCUGCAUCAAGUUCUACUGUUCGAGCUUUUCCCCCAGUGGUGUACAUUGUUGUUGCGAUUCUUUUGGGCCUAAUUGCUGGAAAAUUUUUACUUUGACAUGCAGGGUCAGACAAUUCUUUUCUCUUUCCUUUAUUUUUCUUUAACCCCUUGAGUAUCUGUGAAAAAUGCAAGAGUAUGACCAGUUGUAGGUGUCUAAUGACCUAGUUAAAAUCAGCUUCUGUAUUGUGAUCUGUACAAACAUGAUAAUAAUUACACAAAUUUGAUUUUUGUUUAGACUGAUUAGUAUUGUGUAUGUAUAAGCCAAUUUCUUACAGUGAGCUUUUAUUUUCCCAAAAAUCAGUUGGUGUUUUUUGUUUUGUUUUAGUAUACACAAAAAAAGAGAAUAUGAUGUUAAAACUUUUUGCUUAGAACAAUAGUGUACAAACAUUAAAGCUGAUUAGCUGAAGUAUUAUCAAUAUAAAAUUUGGGAGUUUUAUCGUGAAGUAAGCCUAAAACUAUUUGGCAGUUGUACUUUUAGUUCUAUAUAGGUAGAGUUGGUUUUUUUUUGUGAUAAUUGUUUCGUACAUAUGCUAUCAAUGAUUCAUUAAUCAGUCUUUUAAGUUAAUGAUGAAAGAUGAAGUAGACAGCCAGGAAUUUAAAAGAUUUCAUGUUAUUAAAGAUUUUUUAAAUACAAUUUCUUCUUGAGACAAGAAUUCUGACAUUGAAUGCAUAGUUUAUCUUUUACAAUUCACUUUCUAUUCUUGUUCUUAGCUUUUUAAAUCUUUGUCUGCACCUUGAAUAAAUUAACACGCUUUUAUUUGCAUUAUUUUUAUAGCAUACAGCUUUGAAUUUUCUUCAUACAUUUUGCAAUUAUCUUAUAAGAAAUGUUGAACGGCUAAUGUUUUAGACCCAGAAGUGGUGGAAAUGGGCUGCUUAGAUUUGUUCUGACCAUGGCUAUUCAAUCAGCUUACAACAUUUUGUAAUAUUAUUUUUCUAUUUCUAACAGGCAAAUACUUGAUGUCAUAGUGCAUGCAGUAGGGCCUCAUUCCCAAUGGCAAUUAGAACCUAAAGACUGGUUCAUACAAAUAUCACCUGUGAAGAAUUUUUUUGUUUUCACUGAAUGAAUCUUAAGUCUGCUAGAGUUCACUGUAAUAAUUAGUUGUUCUAACAAACACCUAUAGUAAUAACUGUUGCAUUUAGUAAUAAUUUUUUCUUUAAAAAAAAAUACAAUCUUCCUAAUAAAACCAUAUUGUAUUGUUGAUAGGCUUUUAUUUAUAGGUUACUCAAUCAUUUUAAUUUUGGUUAAAAAAUCUAAGACAAUUUGGAUUAUCUUGUUACAUUAAAGUAUUUACUGUUGUGGUUGUAGGGCAAUUGGUACUUGAGGCCACACUGUAUUCAUUUUUUCAACCAUUGCUAAUGAUAACUAGUUAUUACUAAAAAAUAGAUUCCCCACUGUUUUCUGCACUUCUUGUUGUUAAAAUGAAAAUGUGUACAUAUAAAUUAUUUGCUGGUAAGAUACAUUUGUUGUAUAAUUUAUUUUUUUAAGACACCUUGUGAGCUCCAAAUGUUCUCUUGGGCACUAGCUUGCAUUGAAUUUAGAAUAAGAAUCCAGUUUAAGAGUACCUAUACUUGUGUAUGUUCCAUCUCUUAACAAUGCUGAGAUUUUAAAAAGUACUAAACAAGAUUUUCAGGUGUGCAUGCAAAUUGUUUCACCCCUGGUGAUACACAGUGCUGUACAUGCUGUUAAAUUUUUAAAAUAUUCUAGUUUGUUUAUCGGAGAGGCCAUUCUUUACCAUAAGUUUCUGUCAGUUGUCAUUAGUUAACAAGUGCAAUCAUGACUAGGAUGUUGAACUAUGCAAGAACUUGUAUCAGUGGAUGUAUGAAGUCUAAUGAAAUUGUUAUCCACAGGCACUAUUUAGGGGUGGGUAUACUAUAAGCAAGUCUAGUAAUUUAGUAGAUUUAAAAAAAUUAUGUGUGUGCUAAGGUAUGUACAAUUUAAUCCUCUUUAAUUCAUUUGUAGAAUAUCUUAUUACAGCAUUUAUACAUUUCCUGACUAAUGAGCCUAUUAAAUUUAUGUAUUAUCCUUCAGUUUGCAUGAACACAUGGUUGUUUUUUUAUAUGUUGUGGUGUGUUCUUUUCAAAUGUGGCAAAGGAAUAAUAAUUUGUUAAAUAAGUUAGUUUUAGUUUUAUUUUUUAAUUUAUGGGCUUUUAUAGAUAAGUGCAUCAAUACAUUUACAUUACUUUGUCAAAAAUUACUAACAGCUAUUAUCACAAGACUUUAUAGUCAUCAAAAUAGAAUUUUGUUGAGUUUUGUUAAAUAUAUUCUUGUGUAGUUAAGCAACUGAAAUGUUUGUUUUUGUGAAAACUUGUGCAAAGAAAUAGAUGGAAAUCUUCAGAUAUGCUGUGAAAAGUUGGCCAUAUUGCUUUUUCACAGUAGUGUAUGAUUCUAUGAAUAAAGGUUGCUGGUUUGUGAAUUAAAUGAAAGACAAGACACUUUUUGAACUGUGGUUGGCAUAAUCAUUUUGAUAUGAAUGCAGAGUACUAGGCCUGUACAUUGUGCUUGGAACAUAGGAUGUGACCUAGGGAAUAACCCCCAAUAUUUCCUUGCCCCUGUGAUUUUUAAUCUUCUUGUUGUAAGUUUAUAAGAUCAUUUUAUUUCAUCCCUUUAACAUUUUCUUUCUCAGAGGCAUUUAGAUAAUUGUUUUU